AUGGCCGAGAUCACAAUCUACACAGCUGCCGGCUCCCUCCUCGGUAACGAAGUCCGCUCCAUGUUCGACAGCACAUUCGCAACGCUCUACCGCCACCUCGAUGAUGGUUUCCAGCCCAUAAACUUCGUCAUGCCAGGUCUUCCCUUACCACAGAACUUCCGACGCGAUCAUGCGCGAAAGGUCAUGGAAGAGCUUUUCAGCGAUAUCAUUCGCAAGCGUCGUGAGAUGGGCAAUCAAGGUGAUGAGACUGAUAUGGUUUGGACGCUUAUGAAUGCUAAAUACAAGGAUGGUGAGGAUCUGCCGGAUCAUCAUGCCGCGAGGAUGUUGAUUGCUAUUCUUAUGGGUGGACAGCAUAACACUGCUGCGAGUGGUGCUUGGCUACUUCUCAACCUUGCGCAUAAACCGCAUCUGGUCAAGGAAUUGUAUGACGAACAAGUUGAGGUUUUGGGAUCACCGCAGGAGCCCUUGACGUGGGAGAAUUUACAGAAAUUGACCCUCAAUGGACAGGUCAUCAAGGAAACUCUACGUCUUCACAGUCCAAUUCAUUCUAUUCUCCGACAGGUCAAAUCACCUAUGCGAGUUCCCGGCACAGACUGGGUAGUUCCUCCAUCGCACACUCUCCUUGCUUCACCCGGUACACAAGCACGAUCUGAAGAGUUCUUCCCUCGACCUAUGGAAUGGGAUCCUCAUCGCUGGGAUAAGAUCGAGUCUCUUGAUGACGCCAAGAAUGGAGAGACAGUUGACUACGGCUUUGGUAUGAUGAGCAAGUCUGUUAGCAGUCCGUAUCUGCCUUUUGGUGCAGGGCGACAUCGUUGUGUUGGGGAGAACUACGCAUAUGCACAGCUUGGUGCGAUUAUUGCAUCGUUUGUGAGAUUGCUUCAUAUUGAGCAGCCUGAUCCUAAGGCACCUCUUCCUGCGCCAGAUUAUUCUUCAAUGUUUUCUCGGCCUAUGAACCCAGCCGUCAUCCGAUGGACUCGCCGUAACGCGGAGACUGGUUAG
This is a messenger RNA of Fusarium musae, 999 nucleotides long. RefSeq lists its product as uncharacterized. Gene Ontology annotation, molecular function: monooxygenase activity; iron ion binding; oxidoreductase activity, acting on paired donors, with incorporation or reduction of molecular oxygen. Bases 1 to 999 code for a protein of 332 amino acids. The record is from RefSeq and is a predicted model, not a curated record. Lineage: Eukaryota; Fungi; Ascomycota; Sordariomycetes; Hypocreales; Nectriaceae. The transcript is spliced from 2 exons.